UUGUCUUUUUAUACACCCCAGCCUGAGGUAUCUCGGGAAGUGGUGGCGACUCCAGCCGGUCUACCAGCCCCGACCAACUCGCGUAACUACGUGAAGGUCACCUUUGACCAAUCGCCUGUCAUGUCCACCUACCUGGUUGCCAUGGUGAUUGGUCAUUUUGAUCAUUGCAGCGUGGAUGACCCAAACGGCGUGAAGAUUCGCGUUUUCACGCCGGUGGGCAAGGCGCACUAUGGGUACCAUGCGCUACGCAUGGCCAAGAGUGCCCUGCCCUUCUACGCGGACCUCUUUGGCACCAAAUUCCCCCUGCCGAAACUCGACCUCAUUGCCAUUCCGGACUUCUCGAUGGGGGCUAUGGAGAACUGGGGACUCAUAACUUAUCGGCAAGUCUUUAAAGCUCUCGCUGUCUCUCCACUUUGCGUUACUCUUCUCGAGACGUCGCUGCUUAUUGAUGCAGCAAAGUCGUCACUGCAGUCCAAGCGUAACGUGGCUCGCACCGUCUCCCAUGAACUGGCCCACAUGUGGUUCGGCAAUCUGGUGACAAUGGAGUGGUGGACGCAUCUAUGGCUAAAUGAGGGCUUCGCUACCUUCAUCGAGUACCUCGCCGUGGAUCACUGCUUCCCCGAGUACGACAUCUGGGUAAGUUCCGCUAGUACGAUCGUUGCAAGCUGA
Messenger RNA from Dibothriocephalus latus, 669 nucleotides. The record is from the annotation of a GenBank genome assembly. NCBI's taxonomy places the organism in Eukaryota, Metazoa, Platyhelminthes, Cestoda, Diphyllobothriidea, Diphyllobothriidae.